CGAUGUCUGUGCUGCCUCUGUACAGUAAGUAAGUACUCGCUCCACUCGUACUCUGCCCGUUUGUCGGUGGCAUACGAGUAGCUUGGUACUUGGAUUGGAUUGUGCCGUUUAUGGACAGACAAUUGAUUUGUACCAGUACCACCAACCACCCACGCCCACGCUCCCUUACCAACUCUCUUUUCCCUUUAUCACUUCUGUUGUAAUUAUUCCUUUUCUUUGCUCUCCUGCUACUUUGCUUUGCACAACUUCUCUGUACUACCAACACCAACACCAUCACCAUCACCAUCACCACCAUCACCACCAUCACCACCAUCACCACCAUCACCACCCCCUCAAGCGCCACUGUGAUUCUUCAAUCGCCACCAUCCCGCAUUCCAUUCCUGUGCCUGUGCCUGUGCCUGUACCUGUACCUUGUUACACCCUCGCGACCUCAGAUCCCUUCCAUUCCUUUUCCCCGAGGCCUUCCAUUUCGACAUCCUCACUACACCCACUACACCCACUACACCAACACACCCAAACCAACGCGCGAUAAUUCACUAUCGCCAUUCAACUUUCACCCCGACAUGGUCACAACGUACUAAGUGGUCGCAAGUAAAAGAUCUUGCCAUGGAUCCUACUUCAAAGCCAACUGCCCGACGCUCUGUCUCCCUCCCUCCUCCGCGAUCUGCGAUCAACUCCGAUCCUCAAGUCGAGAUCCUCUACAACCUACCCUCUGUCCGAAUUGUGGCCUUCACGACAUCGUCAACCGCUGCCAUGCGACAAAGUUCCAGUCAUGAAAGUCCUAUCAUCGAAGAGCAACCUGGAACUCUUCCUUGGGUAUCCCGGUCAGAGAGAACCAUAGCUAUCGGUACGUAUUGAUAGUCGCUUUUCUAAUUGCGGGAGGUCAGGGGUCGAGCUCUGACUAGCGCGGGGAAAUUCAUGCCUUGAACAACCUAGCUUGGAUCAUCGUUAUUCGACCCUUCAUCUUCGUCUUCCCUCUGUGCGAGAUGGUCGGUGGUAAUUGGGAGCAUUUCGAUAAACAGGGUGGUGAGGAAGAAGUGAAGAUUCAACUUCUCUUGCAACAAACCUUUGAAGGAAUGCUACGAUUGACCCUGCACAUCGAAGCAAUAAUGAGGAAGGCGCACGUAGAGCAAUCAUGAAGCAUUUUCUACAGAAUCACUUGAAAUUCCUUACUAAUGGUUGUGUUUCCAGGUCCAUUACGGAUAUAUCGAGCCCCUGGUUCAGUUGCCUUUCUGAAUUGUCAAAACGCUUUACAACCUAUAUUACCGAAAUCACAAUCUUGGUGUGUCGAUGGAGAUAGUAAAUUCGUUUUGCAGAUCAGAAAGCCACAGUAUUGGCGUAUCGAAGUUCCUAACAAGGAUCUCGAGGAAAGAGUGAGGGUGGAAGAACUGAAGGUAGUGCUCUCAAAGGUACUCUUGUUUGAGAAAACACCAUGCCCUUUUCAAAGACACUUUACAGUGGAACUACCAGAGCCGCCAAAAGAACCCGCUGUGAAACGACCCUGGAGGCCAGUUCAAGGACCACAACCAUAUUCGGCACCCAUAUACGAAAAGAAAAGAUUGGAGGAUGUCUCGCCUCCUACACGGCAAGCCAGUCAAAGUGGGCGAGCAAGACCAAAAAGAAAUGAGAGACCACCAACACCUUCAAAGUCGCCCACCAAACCUCCUCGAAUUUCCGUGAAAUCUAAAAACUCUGGGAACUUGGACUCUCCGCCACAUUCUCCUGAUUCUCAACAACCUACCACGCCUACGAGGCCUCUUUCACCUCCAAGCACCAUAGACUUUAACAACAGUCCACGACCUCAUACUCCUGCUACAACUGUGGGACAAGAUGAUGAUUCUACUAACGGUUCCCCCACAAACUCUGUACAAUUUGAGGAUAUUCCGUCAAACGAUGAUAUCGAAUCUACUGCGCGAACCGAUUCCUCGUUGUUGUCGCAGAAGAAUUUAGACAUUAUAAAUGAGAUUGAGCUCGUUUCCGAAGAACCCGCCGAGUCAAUUCCAGCCCCAAAAACACCCACAAACGACAAAGCAUUCUUGGAGGACGACGACAACGUUAGCGAAACGGAUGAUGAGUCUGACACUCGAAAUAGUCGGUUUCAACCCGCUUUUCAUCCCCUGACUUUGGACCCUCCAUCACAAGCUUUAAAAAAUGGUGUUCGAUCAACAACAGCUCCGCCUGUGGUAUCAUUUCUUACGAGCCCACCAUCCAAAAGGCGAGAACGGUCUCCUCUCAGGAUUCUCACGACAGCAGACUCUUCUUCUAGUCAUUCUUCCAGUGUUAGAUCUUUCCAUUCGAUCCCUUCAUGGCACUCUCCUUUGGAUCCCACAUCACCACAGUCUCCUCGACCAUCCUCUACUAGUCCAGCGUACCCUUAUCCACAUGAAAACAUUGUCCUUCCAAAACGAGCCGUUCGUGUGGAAGAUGAUUCCGAGCUAUCAAUGCCAAGAACACCUGGAGCCUGGGAAAGUUCCUUUUCGGAUGAUGAAUCGGAUCCCAAGAGCCCGCAGACGUCUCCUCCGAUCAAAAAUGACAGUUUGUUGACAGCUAAACACCAGGUCGAAACGUCCAUUUCCGGUUCAAAGAUUCGACAUCGCGCUACCACUAGCAGCAACUCUCGCCGAGGACAACUUUCACCCCUUCCUGCUGCGGUUAACCUCUUCAGUCCACCUGCAGCCCGUCGUCCAAGACAUCUGCAGACUACAAGACACAUUCCGACGGCCAUCCUUCAGAAGACUUGUGAGAUUCUGCUUAGUCCACCAAGUCACUUAUUCCAUUUGAUGAUCAGCAUUGCGUCCAAAAUCGCCGCUGGCGAAUGGAGAGGCGUCUUGUUUUCCGGCUAUGGAGACGUGACUUGGGACUUUGAGGAGGAUUACGCGGAGGGCCCGUACAGUCCUACGGACGACUUUGGGAUUGCACUUCCCAGAGCCAACCUACCUCGACGAGGAAGCAGACAGAGACCUGAAGCCAUUGAAGCUGGUGGAAGUUGGGAGGUUGAUUGAUCUCGUAUACAGAUCUGAUGAUAUCAUCUUCUUUUUCUUCCUUGUGUUGUGUCUUGGAUUCUCAUGUAUGAUUAUUGUAUUACGAAGCCCUUUUACUAGUAUUUAAUAUCCCGAUUUUCUUUUUCUUUUCUUCUCUCUCCUUGCUUUGGGGAUAAGCGAGUUUGAGUUCGGGGCGUUCUUUUCUUCUUUCUUUAUGGGUUCUUUUCCGUAUGGGACUGUAGGAGGUACUGGAUAUUGGGGUGUAUUGGGGUUUUGACUUGGUUGUUAGUUAUAGUGUAGCUGAGAUACGAUAAGAUAGCUCUUGAGAGGGUUCAAGAGCAGCAAGGGGAAUAUAUAGUAAUAAACUUACUCUUACUCUCAGUAAA
Molecule: messenger RNA, 3367 nt
Organism: Hymenoscyphus albidus
Lineage: Eukaryota; Fungi; Ascomycota; Leotiomycetes; Helotiales; Helotiaceae
Source: the annotation of a GenBank genome assembly